AUGUCGAAAAUGGGGACGAUUAAUUCGGAUACUGAUCCGGACACAGUUACAAUUUUACAUCGUCGUGGUCCAACGCAAAGAACACUGCGAACAACAGCGGAACUCAACGCAGCACAACGUCGUGGGAUGGCUAUUGAGACAUCGAAGAAAAUUAUGGCUGGUGGUAAUAGACAGCAUCAUGCGGCUAAGAAUACUUCAAGACUGGAUGAGGAAACUGAGGAGUUACAUCAUGAGCGUGUUUCGCUGACAUUUGGCAAAGUGAUGCAACAGGCGCGGCAGAGUAAGGCAUGGACCCAGAAAGAUCUGGCUACCCACAUCAACGAAAAGCCGCAAGUAGUGGCGGAGUAUGAAAAUGGUAAGGCUGUCCCUAAUCAGCAGAUUCUAGCUAAAAUGGAACGAGCGUUAGGUGUAAAGUUGCGUGGUAAGGAUAUGGGUCAGCCAAUGGCUAGCAAAAGCGUACCAGGUGUUAAAAAGAAGUGA
Molecule: messenger RNA, 480 nt
Organism: Cercopithifilaria johnstoni
Lineage: Eukaryota; Metazoa; Nematoda; Chromadorea; Rhabditida; Onchocercidae
Source: the annotation of a GenBank genome assembly